AUGGACAAGGUCCAAAGUACCACAGGGGCCGCACGCCCUGCUGACGACGUGUCCACGGACUUGGAGACUGCGCUCAGCUCCAUUGCGCUGGGAAAUAAUGCAGCAGACUUGGCCGAGCCAGAAAUCACCCCUAUGCGCACCAAGAGCCCUCCCACCACCCCACAGAAGCCCGUCGCAAUCGAUGGACAUGGUCUCGAGGCUGCUACAGCCGGCGGUGAGAGAGGCCGACCGGAAGUCAAAGGCAGUGUCAUUCUGUCCACCACGGCGGCCAAGAGGAAGAAGAAGAGGAAUAACAAGACAAAAGCUGGUCAAGCAUUGAAUACUGUCCGAGGCUUCGCCGGGCUUGACUCGGGCACGGAAGAUUCUGAUACUUCACAUACCAGCCCAAGAGUCCUGUCACCUAACCCUAUUCUACGUCCAUUGGCCGGGGCUAGCCCAGGGCUGCGACCACAGUCACCAGGAAUCAGCAGUUUAAAAGUACAACUUGAUGCUCUCAAUUCUCGCAGCCAAAGUCGCUCAACUUCGCGAGCGCGAAAUCAUCUGGACUCAGAGGCCACUAGCAGUGCUGCUAGCGCAGCUUCCGACACCCAAGGCGAAGAGGUCCAGGAAGAUAUCGUCAGCUACCAUGUCGCCAUCGAUCAAGACUUCGUCAGUCAGUCGUUGGCCGACACAGAUCCAAGUAUUGCUUCAGUCUCUACCAUAAAUGCAGAUCAGCGUGCGACCUCAAUGAUAGCCCGCAAGAUGACUGCUGCAGACUUCACUCCGAUCCGCUGUCUUGGUGACGGCGCGUUUGGGACCGUACUUCUUGUCCGACAAAAUGCCACUGGUCGUCUGUUCGCUCAGAAGCAACUGACUAAGGCAUUUGUCAAAGUCCACAAGAAGCGCAUCGAGUCCACCAAAUCGGAGCGAACCAUUCUGGAAUUGGUCAACCGUCACCCGUUCAUUGUCAACCUUUACUAUGCCUUCCAAGAUCAUGAGAAAUUGUAUCUUAUUCUCGAAUACGCCUCGGGCGGUGAGCUAUUUCGCCAUUUGGAGUUGGAGAAAUUCUUUUCCGAAGAAGUGGCAGCCUUCUACAUUGCCGAGAUUGUUCUGGCCCUCGACUAUCUCCACAAUACAGUCGGCGUCAUCUAUCGCGACCUCAAGCCGGAAAAUUGUCUGCUUGACGCCGAAGGUCAUUUGCUGUUGACGGACUUCGGCCUCAGCAAGGUGGCGGUCCAGGACCCAGAGACUCCUGGUGGCAGUCGUUGCAACAGUCUUGGGGUUGGGACUAUUGAAUAUAUGGCACCUGAGAUCAUCCGCGGUUCCGAAGAAUCAAAUUGGGGUCCUGGAUAUGGCAAAGCAUGUGACUGGUGGUCAUUGGGGGCUAUGGCGUGCGAUCUCAUGACCGGUAAACCUCCUUUUGGAGGCGGCAACUGGACCAAGAUUCAACAAAACAUUCUGCAUCAAAAAUUGAACCUACCUUAUUUCUUGUCGCCUGAUGCCAAAGAUCUUCUCACGAGGUUCUUGCGCAAAGAGCCCAAGAAGCGUCUGGGUGUUGGCCCCAACGACAUUAGCAUCAUCAAAAAACACCGGUUUUUCAGAAAGAUCGAUUGGAAGAAACUAGAGGCCCGAGAAUUGGAACCACCGAUUAGACCACUGGUCACCGAUCCAGAACUGGCGGAGAACUUCUCGAAGGAAUUCACCGGUCGACCGAUCGAGGCCACCACCCGUCGACACAGCAGGACCUUAAGCAAGUCGGACCCGUUCGGCGGCUUCAGUUAUGUUGCAAGUCACAGUCUCCUCCAGGACUCCAUCUUAUCCGAGCUGGACAGAGCAAUCAUAGAUGAAGAGUUCUAG
This is a messenger RNA of Capronia coronata CBS 617.96, 1836 nucleotides long. Its product is annotated as AGC/RSK/RSKP70 protein kinase. Lineage: Eukaryota; Fungi; Ascomycota; Eurotiomycetes; Chaetothyriales; Herpotrichiellaceae. Gene Ontology annotation, molecular function: ATP binding; protein serine/threonine kinase activity. The transcript has a single exon. The coding region runs from base 1 to 1836 and encodes 611 amino acids. Gene Ontology annotation, biological process: protein phosphorylation. The record is from RefSeq and is a predicted model, not a curated record.